This is a messenger RNA of Aphis gossypii (cotton aphid), 12445 nucleotides long. It is a transcript of the gene Ca-alpha1T, whose product is annotated as voltage-dependent T-type calcium channel subunit alpha-1G. The coding region runs from base 481 to 7371 and encodes 2296 amino acids. The record is from RefSeq and is a predicted model, not a curated record. Lineage: Eukaryota; Metazoa; Arthropoda; Insecta; Hemiptera; Aphididae. Gene Ontology annotation, biological process: calcium ion transmembrane transport; membrane depolarization during action potential; neuronal action potential. Gene Ontology annotation, cellular component: plasma membrane; voltage-gated calcium channel complex; neuron projection. The transcript has 37 exons. Gene Ontology annotation, molecular function: voltage-gated sodium channel activity; low voltage-gated calcium channel activity.
CGGGUUCAGUCUGUGUGUGCCGCCCGCGCCGUUCGCGACUACCGCCGCCGCACCAGUGUGCGCGUCUUUUUAACACCAGUUCAUCUCGCGCGUCAGUUCGACCGUCUUUCGUUCCGUCUCAACUCUCGCGAUCUAUUUUCGUUUAAUUUUUUUUUUUCGUCUUUUUCGUUAUUUUUAUUUUUUCGCCCGCGUACUCAUUCCUCACGUCGUCCAAUCGUCUCCGGCUGGUUCGUUUCGUAUUUAUUUAUCGUCCUUUUUCUCCUCCCCCCCGACCGCCCGCCAACCGCGAACUCCGGACCCCCGUCUAUUCGUUUGGUCGCGGAAACGCAGAGCAUAACACGACCUUGUCCGCUUUCGAGAAUCGUUUACGCUUGUUGCGAUAUCAUCGGUUCGUCGUCGCGUGCUCGUCGACGUUGUUCUCGUGAAUGGAUUACUCGAAGACGACAGCGUUUUGAGUACUUCUAUUGAAAUAUAUAUGCAAUGAGGCGUUCAACAGCCGGUGGUGUGGAGGAAUGUGUUUAUCGACGAACUAGUUGCAAUCAUGGCUUGUUGGCUAGAAGCAGCUCGGACUCGGAUUUGGCCGUAGUGACAACCGGAUAUCCUGGUAGCCUGGAUAUCGAAGCGUACGAGGAUGAGGAAGAGGAGGAGGAGGACGGCGAGGACUCCGAAGACGAUAGGGAUGAUGACGAUGACUGUAUGGGAGCGGAACACAAUCAGCAAGAAGAGCUACCGUAUCCAGGAUUCGUAUCUAUAUCGAUGAAAUACCUGGAUCAGAAGUCUAGGCCCCGAAAUUGGUGUUUGGCCAUGAUCACUAACCCGUGGUUUGAGAGAGCAAGCAUGUUAGUUAUACUGCUGAAUUGUGUUACUUUGGGCAUGUAUCAACCGUGCGUGGACGACCAGUGCAUAUCCAGAAGAUGCAGAAUCCUACAAGUGUUCGACGACUUCAUAUUCGCAUUCUUUUCACUAGAAAUGAUCGUGAAAAUGAUUGCAAUGGGAGCUUACGGUCCCUGUACCUACCUCGCAGACUCCUGGAACAGAUUAGAUUUUUUUAUCGUGAUCGCAGGUGCUUUGGAGUACUGUUUGAACGUGGAGAACAUAAAUUUCUCUGCCAUACGAACAAUUAGGGUGCUGAGGCCGCUUAGAGCUAUCAACAGAAUUCCAAGUAUGCGUAUACUGGUCAUGUUGCUUUUGGACACUUUGCCAAUGUUGGGUAAUGUGCUCCUGCUGUGUUUCUUCGUGUUUUUCAUAUUUGGUAUCAUCGGAGUGCAGCUAUGGGAAGGCAUACUUCGACAAAGGUGUUUCUUGAAACCGUUGCCAAAUGUCACUUAUCCCAAGAUGUUGCCAGCGUACUAUACGCUGAACGACGACGAAAAGGAUUACAUUUGUUCGAAAAACGACGACAACGGCAUGCACUCGUGUUUCGACUUACCGCCCACUCGCGGUCACGAUGCACUGAUUUGCAACGCCACGGCCAACAUGGCACUCGCCAACGGGUCGUGUGUCAACUGGAAUCACUAUUACACGGAGUGCAAGUCUCAAGGCGAAAAUCCGUUCCAGGGCACGAUAUCGUUCGACAAUAUUGGACUGGCCUGGGUGGCUAUAUUCGUUGUCAUCAGCUUGGAAGGAUGGGUAGAUAUAAUGUACUACGUCCAAGACGCUCAUUCGUUCUGGGACUGGAUUUACUUCGUGCUGCUCAUCGUGAUCGGUUCAUUUUUUAUGAUAAACUUAUGUUUAGUGGUCAUAGCCACACAAUUUUCCGAGACAAAAAAGAGGGAAAUGGAAAGAAUGAAAAUGGAACGAGCUCGUUUCCACUCGACCAGCACGCUGACCUCGUCGACAAACAACUCCGAACCAUCGUCCUGUUACGCCCAAAUGGUGAAGUACGUCGCUCAUCUGUGGAGGCGAGGCAAGCGGAAACUGAUCAAAAAGUAUCGGGUAUGGAUGUUGCGACGGCAAACCGAGAGGGAGGAGAAGGCGCAGCGGCAGAACGCCACCACCGUCGCGCUCCUAUCGCUCAACACUAAUAACAACGACAAAAACGUUAAUUUUAUAGAAACAAACGAUAAUAAGUACGGAAAUGGUGCAAGAAAUGGUGAUGAAGAAUCGUCUCAGCCAAUGCUCCGGUUUAUGGAUAACGCUCAAAUCGAUUCGAGCGGGAACCUUCUAAGUCCGGGGUCGACAUCCAGCAACGGCGGAAUCGUGUCAAGGAGACGGAGCGUCGUAGUGGCUUUCAGCGACGAACUAAUUACCAGGAGUGGUCCCACCACUACUGCCGCCGCCGCUGCCGCCGCCGCCGCCGCCGCUGCUGCUGCCUCUGCAGCUGCCGCCACCGAUGCCGGCGCUGCUCCGUCGUCCGCCGCGGUAACGACGUCCACUGCCUCCACCACGGCAGCCACCCCUUCCUCGGCAAACGUUGCACUUUGUUCGACCGAGAAGACGACUCAGACGGUCGAAGGGACGGCGUGGAACACGUCUUCCGCCAGUACCACCAUUGUAGCACUGAAUAACGCCGUGGCCGACCCCGACGACCAGGACAUGACGUGCCAGGAACUUUUAGCGAUCAGCGGUGCACUGUCGGCAGCCUUGCCCACCGGGCAAUCAGCUUUAACUUCGCUGCUAAAGGCACUAGGCAAGACUGGAAGUUCUUCCGUGGCGACCAUCGUGCAAAAUGUAAACCGCACAGCCAACAACAGCAACAUCCAUAACAAUAACAACAAUAACCACAGAAACAACAAUAGGACAAAACGUCACGCGCUCAUGGACCGGCAAUCGGACGGUGAACUGAUGAUGGACAAUGACCAUUUGGAGAGUAAAAACAAAGCGUGCCUCACCGACGCGGUGGGUUGCCUGCAGAUUUAUUGUCUGGUGGGUUGUUCCCUGUUGAGAGAGUGUAUAAAGCUCCUUGUCAACCACAGACGAUUCCAGCAGUGCAUUUUGUUAGCAAUACUUAUCAACACGCUCAGCAUGGGCAUAGAGUACCACAAUCAGCCUACCGAGCUCACUGUAAUUGUGGAAUAUAGCAAUAUUGUUUUUUCUGCGAUAUUUGCCGCUGAGAUGUUUUUAAAGGUAAUCGCCGAGGGACCGUGCGGUUACAUCAGUAAUGGUUUCAACGUAUUCGAUGGAAUCAUUGUCAUAUUAAGUAUAGUGGAAUUGACGCAAUCGUUCGAAAACACUAGUGGACAACGGGAAGGAAAUUCGGGGCUAAGUGUUCUGAGAACAUUUAGACUAUUAAGAAUAUUGAAACUUGUUCGAUUUAUGCCAAAUCUACGUCGUCAAUUGUUUGUCAUGCUCCGUACCAUGGAUAAUGUUGCAGUGUUUUUUUCACUCCUAAUUUUGUUUAUCUUCAUAUUCAGCAUUCUCGGAAUGUAUCUUUUCGGUGGUAAGUUUUGCAUGUACGGGAAUGGAGCCCGGGAAUGCAACUGCAAAGAAAUUGUCACUAAACAUCCCCUGUGCGUCUGCGAUCGAAAACAUUUUAAUAAUGUAUUAUGGGCAACAGUCACCGUCUUUCAAAUUCUAACACAAGAAGACUGGAAUAUAGUGUUGUUUAACGGAAUGGAAAAAACGAGUCAUUGGGCUGCUCUUUAUUUCGUGACGCUGAUGACUUUCGGCAAUUACGUGCUGUUCAAUUUACUGGUAGCAAUUUUGGUUGAAGGAUUUUCUUCAGAGCGCAAUGAACGCAGAGAAAGAGAACGACGGGAGCUCGAGAGGCAACAACAGUCAUCGUGGUGCAAAUGCACCUGUUCGUGCUAUGGUGAUGACAAAGGGGAUUGUGAAAUGUGUACAGAGAAAAAAAGCCUAAAUGGAAAACCAAGUACUGAGUUAAAAAUUGAAAAUCCAAACAGAGACAUUAUAACCAAUAAAUGUAAUACACACAAGGACACUUCAUUAGUAAUUGCUCCACCUCCACCAAUAAUCACACAUACGGCGGCCACACCACAAGACUCGCCAAAUGCUGCUCAUGAAUCAAGGGAUUUUCGACGAUUUCAGUCACUAACACCGUAUACAUUUUUGCCGUUUGACACAAAUGGAAGCGGAUUUUCGAUUGAUUCGAUUGACUGUUCAGUGCGUUCGUCAACAAAUAGCUUACAGAGUGUUUCCAAGUUUCCUAAAAUCAACAACAGACCUCCGCAGAUCUCCAGUCCACAAAAGUUAGUAGUGAAUCAAAGUUUUGAAACUAUACCGGAAGACAUUUCUUAUAGUGGAGAAAAUGGUGAAAAACUUCAAAGACGAUAUUCGUGGAAAAUCUCGAGACCCUCAUUGAGACGAAAGUCAAAAUUUAGUAACGUAGAAUGUGAAAAUGACGACCAAGGAAUACUGGUUUUGAAUAAUAGCCAUUCAAUGAAUUCAGGUGGUGGACAAGACCACUCUCAAUGUAAUGGCGGCGUUUCCAAAAGUCCAUCACCAAAUUUUCGUGCGGGGAACAAUAUGCUGUCCGAAUAUAAUACUAUUGAAAGAUCUCCAUCUACUGUACAGCAGAGCACAGUCAAUUAUGUUAUGUCCGGUUGUCAGUACAACUGCUGUCAGCCGUGUGACACGGAAGGGUGCGCAGGGCCGGCGGACGAAAAGUCGUCUGAACCGUGUUGCGACUGCGACGCUGAGUCUAGCACUGCUAAAGUAAACGUUCGCAAGGUAUUCUAUUUCUUCGAGGAAAAGGGUUGGCUCAAGGACCGGGCCGAAUAUUCGCUGUACAUAUUUCCACCGGAACACGGUUUCAGGCAAUCGUGUGGAAAGUUCAUCAAGCAAAAAUGGUUCGACAACGCAGUGCUUACGUUUAUAGCGUUGAACUGCAUUACGUUGGCCAUGGAAAGACCGAACAUACCACCCGAUAGCAACGAGAGAACGUUUUUGGGUACGGCCAAUUACGUUUUCACCGUGGUGUUUGCGCUCGAGAUGUUUGUCAAAGUUGUAGCCGCGAGCAUGUUCUACGGCAGUGAACCAUAUUUUAAGUCUGGUUGGAACAUCAUGGACGGAUUACUCGUAGUAGUGUCCAUCAUAGAUUUGCUCAUGUCAUUGAUCUCCGAAAGCAGCCCAAAAAUCUUUGGAAUACUAAGAGUGUUUAGACUAUUACGAUCGCUGAGACCGUUGAGAGUGAUCAACAGGGCCCCGGGCCUAAAAUUAGUUGUUCAGACACUGCUGUCAUCAUUGAGGCCAAUAGGCAACAUAGUACUGAUUUGUUGUACAUUUUUCAUAAUUUUCGGUAUUUUAGGAGUUCAACUUUUCAAAGGAACGUUUUUUCACUGUGAAGGCCCUAACAUAAAACAUGUGCGUGACAAAAAGGAAUGCUUGGCUGAUAAAAAAAACACAUGGGUCAAUCAAAAAUACAAUUUCGACGAUCUGGGCAAGGCGUUGAUGUCUUUAUUCGUACUGUCAUCCAGAGACGGUUGGGUAAACAUCAUGUACACGGGUCUGGACGCCGUGGGAGUUGACCAACAACCGAUCGAAAACUAUUCAGAAUGGCGACUUUUGUAUUUUAUAUCGUUCAUACUGCUUGUUGGAUUUUUCGUGCUUAACAUGUUUGUUGGCGUGGUAGUAGAAAACUUUCACCGGUGCCGAGAAGAACAGGAAAAAGAAGAACGAGUCCGGCGACUGGCCAAACGGGCAAAGCAAAUGGAAAAAAAGCGGAGAAAAAUGCACGAACCACCGUACUAUAGAGAUUACAGCAGCGCUAGACUACUAGUGCACAGCGUAGUCACGUCUAAAUAUUUCGAUUUGGCCAUCGCUGCCGUUAUUGGUCUUAACGUGGUCACGAUGGCACUAGAAUUUUACAUGAUGCCUAAAGCGUUGACUUACGCGUUGAAAAUAUUCAAUUAUUUUUUCACCGCCGUGUUCAUACUAGAGUGCGUGAUGAAAAUGUUGGCACUGGGACUUCAGCUCUACGUAAAGGACAAAUGGAAUAUAUUGGACAUUGGCAUCGUCAUAUUGUCCAUAGUAGGUAUCACGUUGGAAGAAUUAGAAUCCAAAAUCAUACCGAUCAAUCCGACUAUCAUCCGAGUAAUGAGAGUCAUGAGGAUCGCUAGGGUUUUAAAAUUAUUGAAAAUGGCUAAAGGAAUAAGAGCUCUUCUGGAUACUGUGAUGCAAGCAUUACCUCAAGUGGGAAAUUUAGGACUCUUAUUUUUUCUAUUGUUCUUCAUAUUCGCAGCACUGGGUGUGGAAUUAUUUGGAAGACUCGAGUGCAGCGACGAGCACUCGUGCCAAGGCCUGGGUGAACACGCUCAUUUUGGAAAUUUCGGCAUGGCAUUCCUGACGCUGUUCCGAGUAGCCACUGGUGACAAUUGGAACGGUAUCAUGAAGGAUGCACUCCGCGAGGACUGCGACAACGCGGCGGACUGCGUGAAAAACUGUUGCGUAGCCGACGGCAUUGCACCCAUGUUCUUCGUCAUAUUUGUCCUGAUGGCUCAGUUCGUGUUGGUCAACGUAGUGGUCGCCGUUCUCAUGAAACAUCUCGAGGAGUCUCACAAACAGAUGGAAGACGAGAUGGACAUGGAAGAUCAAUUAGAGAGAGAAAUGGCUGCAGAGGAAGAAGAACAAUUGGUUCAGAUGGCCUUAGACCACGAGUAUUCGAUUCAAAAUCCUUUGUGCAAAGAGUUUUCACUACCCGCCGACUUUACAUUUAAAAGUUUGCCGCCUUCACCUCUGUACCAAAGUCAAGGACGACGGUUCUCUUUUAACUCUUGGAGCGGUAGAAUGGCGGAACCAACUGUAGUUCCGUCGCAGAGGAGACGUCAGACCGUCCAAGAGUCGAACAUGCUCGUCCCUCCGGCGCUUAUGCCCACUUUCAUGAUUCCUCAUUUCGAAUCCAGGAACCGGAAGUCGUCCUUGAGCGCUCCGCCAAGGAGUGAUGUCUCGCGUAGGGACAGCGUCCGGAGUUCCGGUUCGCAGCGGCCGGCGACGGACCAACCGGACGCCGCCGGUCAACAGCAGAAACAACAUCUGCAACAGUUGCAUCAACCGCAGCAGUUUACGGACUGGCAGUCGUCGGCGAACCAGGUGAAGCUGCAAGCGAGGUGCGUCUCGGAAGCGAUCGCCGGCGAUCAAGCAACCGGAAGCGGAAGCAGACACUCGAACCGCGGAGAGCCGGUGUCGGCGGCCAAGAACAACAAAGCUGCGGCCUCGGCGCUGCUGACCGUUCCGGCGGCGCCCAAUCCGAACGCGCUGGCUCCUCCGCCGCCGACUCCUCCGCCGUCGCUGUCCCGGUCGUACGUCACACUGGCCAUACCCGAAGAGUGUGCCGUCGACGUGCCGCUGUUGCGGUCCCGUUUCCCGCAGGUUAGGCGGUCCGAAGACCCAAACUCGUCCGGUGUGACCGCCGCUGCAGGUCCGGUCAACACGCUCGACGUGCGGAUCGAGGCGAGCGUCAAGAGAAAGACCUGAGCAGUCUCCGACCCACAAUAUCGAUAUAAUAAUACUGUUAUUAUUAUUAUUAAUAUUAUUAUUACUAUUAUUGUUAUCAUCGUCGUCCUCGUUAUCGUUAUCAUCGUCGUCGUCGUCAUCGUCAUUAAUAUUAUUUUUGUUACGAAAUUCGCAUCUACCGGUGCAGGCCAUCGUCGUUUUUGCAAUUUUAUCAUUUUAUCGCGUGUAUACAGUACACUCCGCUCGGGGCCGCAUACAUUGAUCAAUAAGAAUACGUGACCGCUACAGAAAAUAAAUUAUUUUCAAUAGGGUUUUCGGAAUCGCUUAUAUUAUUAACACACAAUAAUGUCAUAUUAUACGUCUGUCUAUGUUCGGGUGUUGUUGAUUGCGUCGAAUACUUUGGACUAUCUGUAGGUACCUAUCUAUUUUUAACGUUAGUGAAUAAAUACGAUAAAUUAUAAAUGAACCGUAGCAAAAUGUAAUAUCGUAAAUAAUAAAUAAAUCAAAGGAAAAUCGAAUUAUAGUAAAAAUUAAUGUAUUUUGCAUAAAUUAAAAAAAAAACUAUUACACAGCCUAAAAAUAAUAUUCUUAUGAGAUCGCGAUGAAAACGUAUAACCCGGUAAAUCAAUCAAUCCUUAAAGCUAAAUGAAUCGUAAAUAAAUGUGGUUUUCGAGAUAACUAUUAUUUUUACAAAACUAGAAGAUACGAAUUAAAACAUACUUUAAGUUUCACCUAAAAUCUAUGUGUAACGUUUUUUUUAUGCUGUUUAAUUUAUUUUUUACAUAAAGCGGUUUGCUUUGUCACAAAUUAUGUACAUAAAAAAUUCUGGUAGUCGGUGCCUGUGAAACGUGAUUUUUACGAGACGUUUGUUUGUCGAAAGUUUCCACCACGCGCCGGUCCGUCGAGUACGGUUUGAGUCGCGGGACGUGUCUAUAAUACGUAAUCCAGCUACGCGUAUACAUAUUGUAUUUCACACCUGUUUUGAUAGUUUUUCGUCGUCUCAUAUAUAUAUAUAUUAUAUUAUUUUCCAAUAUAAUAUUGUAAUUUAUAAUAUUUUUAUCGAUCUAAAAUCCGUUUCGGUUUUAAUCCUCCAAUUUAUGCUUGAGUAAUAAAUAUACUACCAAUACCUGCAACUAUUUAUUAUAAUCCGACCAUCCUAUAUUAUGAUAACACAAAUAUUGUGUGCGACUGUGUAAGGGAAAUUAUCGAUUCCACCAAAACACUUUGGGAAAAGAAAUGUAUCGACUCCAUCGUUUAAAAUUUAUAAAAAAAAAAAUUUUAAUUUUAGAAAUCAGCCAUACUUUGACUGAAUUUAUAUUUUUUAUAUUAAACAGAUUAAUGUUAAUAUUAUGUAUUAGUUUAAUAUAUAAUUUAAAUCAUGAUGAAUAUGAUAUAGGACAUUAUACAGUAUUAAUUUAGAAUAUAAUUAGUAAGUGUAAUUUAUGUUAAAAAUAUUUUUAAUCAAAAUAAUGAUUUACAUGGUAUUGUUUGGCAUACGUUAUUCAACGAACCAAUUUCCUUCUUUUUUAUAUUUAGCCUAUAAUUGUUUAAUAUUAUAUUGAAUUUAAAGCUCAGUGGAAUCAAUAGCCAGUGAAGUCGAUACUUAGGAUAUUCGAUUAGACAUAAUACGUAAACUAUUGCUAGCGGAGUCGGUACAAAAUCCAGUGAAAUAAGUGCACGUCAGACAUGUCAAAAACAUAGUUUGUAUUUCGCCAAAAAGCGUAAUUUAUUGUAAUAUAAAUCGUAAUUUUAAUUAUCUCCCAGAUGAAUUUUAUUUCUGUAGGUGUUUUUAAACGGUAAAUUGUGAUAUUUAUAAAGAUAUAUAAAAAAAAAAGUAGAUAGUAAUUAUUUCAAAAAUAUAGUUGAUUCUUUGAAACUAUUUUCUUUACUUCGUACUAUGAUAAUCAUUAGCUAUUGGAAAAAAAAAUAUAUCAAAUCAAUUUCUAGACAUGUUGUUUUAUUAAAUAUAUACCUAUAACAAUGCUCGGUUACUAGAUAACAACCGUUAACCUCUUUUGAGAGCUCGAAGAAAAAUUAUCUCUGUUACGUUGUAUUAUCUUAGCAAUGGAUGUGUAAGUGUAAAGAGUUAAGUGUUCAAAAAGUUUUAAUUCAAAAUUAGCAUUUAAGUUUUUUUUUUUUAUUAUUAAAAUGAUAUUAUUAAUCUUUCAUAAAUAAUUUUAAUGACAUUUUCGAAAAUCUACUAUUAUUUAAUUAAUUAAUUAAUCAAUAAAACUAACAAAUUAAGUUAUUUUAUUAAUUUCAAAAAUAUAAUCCGUUAAAUGCGAAAUUUAAUUUCAAAAUAAUUUACUAAUAAAAAUGUGUGCUUUCAUUGGGUCGUGACAGACUAAUAACUAUUACCUUGCUCUAGAGAUUUAAAUGUUUGAAAAUUCAAAACUUUUCUGAAUAUUGUUCUUGAAAUCCCAUAAAGUUUGGUAUAAAACUAAAAUUCGGUUUACUUAAAGAACAUCGUCUGUCUGUUUGCUGAUACUUGAUAAUAUGAAAUAUAUAAAAAAUAAUAUACUAUGUCAUGACACGAUUUCGAAAUUAUAACACGACACAAUGUCCUAAGAUUCAAAAACUCAAGUUUGUAAAUUAUUUUCAUAAAAUUGUAUUAUUAAUAAACUCGUUUAGUUUUACUUAUGGUAUAAAAUAACGUAAACAGCGUAUACAUAAUAAUGUAUAUAUUAUAAUAUAAUAUAUUUUUUAAAGUAACAUAUAUUUAUUUUAUAUUUGUUAAUACAUAAUAUUAUUAUAAUUUAUAACUAGAUAAAAUUAGUCGUUUCAACUAGAAAUUCAAUAAUAAAUUAUGCGAUUUGUAACUGUAUAUAAUUGUAAAUCUAAUAGAGUAAAAUAAUAAUAUGUGAAUAUUCAUACUUAAUAUUUAUAGUACGUACACGUUAUUCUAAUAACCAUACACCGCCAGUGUUGUUUUUUUAGAUUUUUAUCGAACCCAAAAGCAUACCAAUAUAAUUUCUAACAAAACAAUAAAACAUCAACAAUAAAUGUACGGUAAUCGAUUCUAAACUUAUUAUAGAUAGGUAUAAUAGUCAUUAGGUACCUACACAAAAAGUAUACUCGAGUUCGUCUAAACAAUCGCACUUGAAAAACAAACCGAAUGGAUUUCAGCGUCGAAAUAAAAUUGAGCCGUGUUCAAAAACCGCUUACACCUUAAAUGGACAUAACUCAUAAAACGGUCUAACAGGUUUUUUUUCAAAAAUCGUUUAAUUUUGUUUGGCCUGAUGAUUCAAACUAGGUACCCCGCAAAUUGCAAUCACUAAUAGAGGGGUACAUCUACCGCGUACGAACAAUUUAGUUUUUAUAAUAAUGACAUUCUAGGUAUUAUAGGUAGUGAUAAUAAAAUAAUAACAAUAAAUAUUAUUGUGUCAUUGGACGUUUAUUUUCGAUCAUAGAAUAUAAUAAAAUAGUCAAUUUCUUUAUUACGUUGUACCUUCCUAGUGAAAGUAUUGAUUAAUAUAAUAUUAUUAUAUGCUACGUCGUAUCUGUGAUAAAGUUAAAUUUAUAGAUACCUAUCGCCUUCAUAACAUGUAUGUAAGUAUAUAAUUUAGAGAGUGGUGCAUUUUAAUGGCAACGCUAGUUUUUUUAGUUAAAAAACAAUUUUUGUGUUUUUGGUUUUUAAUAGUAUUCAAAAUACUAUUAUAAUAAAAAUACUGAAAAAGUUCAGACUAUAACAAAAACAUUUUUUCUUUUCAAAAACACAAAAAAAUCACUUGAAAAAUUAGUGUAGCCGGUUAAAUGGAUCUCACACUGUACAUGUAUAGAAAAUAAUCUUUAUAACAUUAAUAUUACGCGAAUAUCUGAUUUUGUAUCGUUAUUAUUUUUUUUUCUAGAAAAUGUAAAAUCAAAAUCGUCCAAAUAUGAUAUUAUAUUAAUAUCUAAGUUUGUGUAAUUGUGUGUAUAUUAUGUUUUAUUGUAUGUCUAGUCUUUAGAUAUUAAUUAGUGAUUUUCUAUGAGACUGCCUAUUUCUUAAGUAUAUAACUUUUUUUAGCAUUUAUAAUAAUAAUUAUUAUUAUAUCUAUAAUAUUAUUACCCCGCUUGUACUCGUAUUAAAUAACGUAAAUAUUUUAGUAGAGUGUAAUGAUUUACGCGUAAAAUCUCUGUACUACUCUACUCUACUCUCUCUCUUUUUCUCUCAAUCACUCUCCAUCGAGCUCUUUGUAUUUCUCAAACUGACUUAUUAUUAAUAUUAUUAUUAUUAUUAUUAUUGUAUAAUUAUUAUACUAUUACUACGUAUAUUAUUAUUAUGUAUUAUUAACGAAUAGAAUACAUAUCUUUAAAAAUUUUUGUAUAAUUAUAUAUAUAUAUAUAGAAUGUCUGAGUCAAGUGUUAUGUACAGGAAAACUUUUUGGUACCUACCUCGAACUUUCAACUCAAAAAGAUAAUAAUUCGUAAAAAUGAAUGAAUUCCCUUUGAAAAAAUAUGUCCUAUCCAUACUCAACAUACCUCAUCGGUCGUCCCUCGCAAAAUUGUUAUUUAAUUUGGCUUAAAUUUUUUGGAGUUAUAGAUACUCCGUACUAUUAUUAUUAUUAUUAUGUAUUUGGACGUUACUGCAUAUAUAAUUAUAUAAACUUAUACCUACUUGGAGAACCUAUAAUACGGGGCAAUUCCAUACAUAACUUAUAUAACCGUUGUAGGUACUAAAAUUUUACCAAUAUUUCUGCAAAUUAGUGCCUAUUAUUUAUUAGUAUAUUACUUUUAUUUUUACCGUAUUUAAUAAAUUAUAUUCGAGUAACAAUAUAUUGUCCGCAAUAGGUUUUCCGUACAAAAUAAAAAUCAAAUCCUUGCUCACACAAAAAUUCGAUCAAAUAAAACCCAAGUUGAGUGGGGAAAUAGGAUGACCCCGCACCCCUUCAAUAACAAACAAAAAAAAAUCAUAAUGUUAAUUAAAAACUUAAUAUGGACCCUUACGUUUAUGCAUAAGUACAUUUAAAUGUAUUACUAUUUUUUUUUUCCAUUGAAUUUGUAAACAAUUAAUAACUACUAAUAAGUAGCUUCGGUAAUGUUUUGUAGACGGUGUUUUAAAUACAUUAAUACAUAAUAUAUACUUGAUAUUUGAAAUAUAAUGAUUCGAAACUGU